CUCAAAAUGCACCAUUUCGAAGAAGCUCAGUACUCGAUCCAAAUCCAGGGGAAAAAAAAAAAGGCUCUAUCUAUCUCUCCAGUUUUCUCCCGUUUUCACCUUCGAAAACCCUCAUUAGAACAUGGGUCUCAUCACUUAUGACAUGGAGGUCGUCACCCCGAUUCCGCCGACCCGGAUGUUCAAGGCGUUUGUUUUCGACAGCGACAAGAUAUUCCCGAAGAUCCUCCCCCAUGCCUUCGAAAGCAUCGAGGUCAUCGAAGGUGAUGGAGGGCCCGGAACCAUCAAGAAGAUUACCUUUGGAGAAGCUAGCCAUUUCAAGUACGCGAAACACAGGGUCGACGCUCCGGACCAGGAGAAGCUAACAUACAGCUACGGUUGGAUAGAGGGCGACGCCCUGAUGAACAUAUUCGAGAAGAUCUCAUACGACAUCAAGAUCGAGGCCGGCCCCGAGGGAGGGUCCAUAUGCAAGAACAGGAGCAAGUACUACGCCACUGGUGACAUCCAGUUCACCGAGGAGCAAAUCAAGGAAGGCAAGGAGAAGGUCUUGGGCUUGUUCAAGGCUCUUGAGGGUUAUCUCUUGGCCAACCCUAAUGCUUGCUAAGAAUGUCAGACGUGCGGGGUGAUCACCGUCUAUUACCACAAGAUUGUCGAUCUUAUGGUGAUGUCUCUCCUAAAGGGUGUGUGUCUCUUCAUGGUUGUUCAUCUUUAAUCUUGGGUUUAUGUUCGGAUUAUGGAGCCUCGGGCUUGCCCCGUAGCAAGUCUCCGAGAUCGUUCUCUUGUUUUGAGUAUUUUGAGAAUGGUGUGAUGUCAGCAAAUAAAUACAAAGGAAAUCCU
Molecule: messenger RNA, 834 nt
Organism: Rhodamnia argentea
Lineage: Eukaryota; Viridiplantae; Streptophyta; Magnoliopsida; Myrtales; Myrtaceae
Product: major allergen Pru ar 1-like
Exons: 2
Coding region: 122-601 (159 amino acids)
Biological process (GO): defense response; abscisic acid-activated signaling pathway
Cellular component (GO): nucleus; cytoplasm
Molecular function (GO): protein phosphatase inhibitor activity; abscisic acid binding; signaling receptor activity
Source: RefSeq, a predicted model, not a curated record